CGCGGCUUUUUAAGAUUCGCCCCUCUUCUUCCUGAAGGCUAGUCCUCUUGAGGCAUUGCCCUGAUGGAGAUGGCAUGGGGUGGGUUGAACGUAACCCAUUUAUAAAAGUUUGUUUGUUUGUUUUCCGAAAAGCGUUUGGGGUGUUGAAAAAGAGAGGAAAAACACACCGACUGGGGAAGAGAAGAAACAGCCCGACAAGUAGAUUGCGGGAUUGCUCAAGAGGAGCAAGUGGCUUCCUGGAGUCAGCCCCAAACACUCGAUGUGGAGUUGCCAUGGAGGAAGAUUCUGGCAGCAUCAUUGUUCUGGAAGGUGAUGAAGAUGAAAGAAUCUACACAGGAGAGGAUCCCCAUUACUGUUCGAUAUAUGGCAAAAAGUUUGGGGAUCAGCCGAGCCCAAUGGAUCACGAGAGACCCAAAGCGUCCGAAAAACGAUACAAGUGCGCUGACUGCGGAAAAAGCUUCAAGAAAAGAUCGGCCCUCCUCACCCAUGACCGGACUCACACGGGAGAAAAACCCUACAAAUGCUCAGACUGUGGGAACAGCUUCAGUAACAAAUCCAGCCUUACGAGACACAGGAGGAAACAUACCGGAGAAAAGCCGUUCUGUUGCUUAAACUGUGGGAAACGAUUCAGCCAGAGCUCGAGUUUAAUCAGGCAUAUGAGGAAUCACACAGGCCUGAGGCCAUAUAUUUGCUCAGACUGUGGCAAAAGCUUCAAGCAGAGCUCCAGCCUUCUUGUCCAUGGGAGAACUCAUACGGGAGAGACCCCAUAUAGCUGUUCCAUCUGUGGGAAACGCUUUUCUCAGAGCUCCAAUCUUGUGAAACACGAGAGGAUCCAUACUGGUGAAAAGCCUUACAGAUGCCCAGACUGUGGGAACACCUUCAGUAACAAGUCUAGCCUUACGAGACAUAAGAGAAACCACACAGGGCAGAAGCCAUACAAAUGCUCCCAGUGUGGGAAAAGAUUCAAGCAAAGUUCAGGCCUUCUGAAGCACGAGAGGAUUCAUGCACAGCCUGGCUUCUCAAAAUACUCCGAUCCUAGCUUGGAUCCAGAUUCCAGCCUGCUUGUACAUGACAGAGACCAUGUUGGAGAAUCCAUGUAAAUUGUUUGCUCUAUAAGCCAAGUUUUAUUUGACAUCAGUAAAAGAGGAUAGGGUUCAAACAGAACAAAGCUGUAUUUGAAUAGUAGCAGGAAAGUGUUGGUUCAUAGCUAAAUGAAGCCUACAGAGUUCAUGACUGAGGUCUCAGCUAUAUGGGUCUUUUCUUGCUGCUUUGGAAACAGAACAAAAAGGGAAGUUGUUUGAGAUGUGGCGAUGGAGUUUCCAGAGUUCGACAGUUUUUAAUCCAUGAAAUAAUUCCCUUGGGGGAAGAGAGAGCUUGAAGAGACAAAUUAGCGAUUAUUAAUCAAAAUGCCAUAUUGUAUGGGAAAGGGAAAGAUUGAAACCUAUCUCAAGACCUGACCUACCAUUCAGUGAAGUAGCAAACGCAGGUUGGACAUUAUCAGCCCUACAAGGUAGACCAGACCAAGAAACAGACACCACAUAGACCUAGAACCACUUUUAUUAGAAUGGCUAUAGUAGCAGAAUCUUGCAAGUGUGAACGUGCUUCCCCUCCUCCCUCUGUUAUCUUCUUGAGAAUUUGGGGGGUGUCUGUUUGAGUCGUUUUUGUAAAUUUCCGUCUUUGGGCUCAAGGCAUGUUUAUCUGCUUGUUGCCUUGGUAACAGAUCUUCCCUUUCUCCAUCGAGGCCAUCCUCUAUGCUGUCUACAGACAUACCAUACUGACUGUUGGAGGACUAAGCUGUAUGUGACACGUACAGUCUAUCCUGUAUCUCCUGAAUUAGCUUCUGAUUCUGGAAUUUGCCAGGAGUAGGGAGCGGGGUGGGUUUUGGAGGGGACAAAACCAUCUUUUUCUGUCUUUGAAGCAGUCAUUGAUCUUUAGGCAACUUUGCUAUUUCUACUGAUAAGGGAAGAUUCCCUGUGCUGGAUAUUUCCUUUUUCCAUUUUAGGAUUAAUUUGAGCAGUUUGCUCUUCAUGAAAUGUUCAGUGUGAUUAGGAAAAAACUGGACCUGCUAGAACUAGGAUUUCUAUUCUAGCCAAAGAGAAGAGAAGCUUCUUCUUAGACAUGAGCAGAGAAACACCAGCUUCUAGUCUCUUUGGGUA
This is a messenger RNA of Candoia aspera, 2156 nucleotides long. Its product is annotated as zinc finger protein 239-like. Gene Ontology annotation, molecular function: DNA-binding transcription factor activity, RNA polymerase II-specific; RNA polymerase II cis-regulatory region sequence-specific DNA binding. Gene Ontology annotation, cellular component: nucleus. Bases 75 to 1100 code for a protein of 341 amino acids. The transcript is spliced from 3 exons. NCBI's taxonomy places the organism in Eukaryota, Metazoa, Chordata, Lepidosauria, Squamata, Candoiidae. Gene Ontology annotation, biological process: regulation of transcription by RNA polymerase II. The record is from RefSeq and is a predicted model, not a curated record.